AUGGCUGCGACCACGGCCGCGCCGGCUCCGAGAGCUGAAGCUGGCAAGAGGCAUGCGGCUCUGCUUCUCAUCGGCGCAGCGCGCGCUUUGGUGUGGCCUGCCGUGUGUGAGAAUAUUAAGAGGAGGCUGGUGGACGGCUUGGCGAGACCGGUUCCCGGUGAAGAUUGGAAAGUGGACGUGUUCCUGUUUAUGGCCCUGGAGGAAGAGGAUGCCAAAUGGGGACGGAUGGCACAUGACUACGGCAGCGAACAGCUCAAAGCUUGCAGCAAGUUGCUGCGGCCCACGUACGUGCAGUUUAUGCCGCCGAGCUACCAGCCUGUCAAGCGCAACUGCAGCAAAGGCCACGAGCCAGCCUGGGACUCGAAGGACGUAAAAAAAGAUGUGCGAGGGCGUAUCUAUUCGCAGUGCUAUCGCAUCCAAGCGGCCUUUGACUAUCUCUUGGACGUCUUUCAGCCUCAGGCCGGUGUGAAGUACGACGCGAUCAUCCGGGCAAGGCCCGACAUCAUCUACUUGAAAGACGUACCCCCUCUGUCGAACUUCAACCUCUCCCGGCCGACGGCGACAGCGACAGCCAUGGCGGAUCAUUUUCACGUCAUCCACCCCGGUUGCAGGGGUCCCCUGGACCGCACUUGCCUGAGGUGCAAAGGUCAAAGCUUCGACCUUCUGUGCAGAGAAGCCGACUUCCAGCUCUAUCGGGAGUCAGGGAUUCAGUCCGUCGUCGCCCGCGAAAUGCCGAUGAGCCGGGCGAAAGAGCUCAAGGUAACACCCCCACGACGGAAGUCCAAAGAGUACGGCUUCCUGUUCUUGGAGUGUGAGAGGUUGGAUCGGAUCUUGGGGAAGCUGUACCCGGACCUGGUGAAGGAGAGCCUCCGCAACUGCAAGGCUCACAAGAAGUUCUUCCUGGAAUCUCCUUUGCCUGGUACCACCUAG
Messenger RNA from Symbiodinium natans, 930 nucleotides. Lineage: Eukaryota; Dinophyceae; Suessiales; Symbiodiniaceae. The record is from the annotation of a GenBank genome assembly.